CUCUCUCUCAUGCCAAUUGCCCAAGAAUUACAAGGCCUACUUAAUUAUACAUGAAAAUGGCAGCACCAUCACCUCUUUCUCAUCCAGUCUCUCAUCGAAUUUAUCACCUCAUGAUUCUCUAUCUUCAAACCCAUUUUUUUAGUAGGCUUUGAUCGAUCCUUUGUCUUGAAGUUUUUCAUGUUCUCGUUCAUGGGGGUUGGUUUCUCUGGUUUUGCAGCAAAUCAGAAUUAUGGAGUUUGUUCUCCAUCGAAGCCCGGUCUGGAUGACUUGCCGGAGAAUUGUAUAGCAUCCAUUCUCAAGUACCUGGAUCCGCCGGAAAUUUGUAAAUUAGCCCAACUGAACAAAACUUUUCGUGGCGCUUCUUGGGCUGAUUUUGUGUGGGAGUCGAAGUUGCCUACGGAUCAUAAGUUCCUUGUUGACAAAGUUCUACAUGGAAACCCCGAGAACUUGCCUAAGAAAGAGAUUUAUGCAAGACUGUGUAGACCCAACAGCUUUGAUCAUGGCACCAAGGAAGUUUGGUUGGACAAGAGUAGUGGUAAGAUCUUUAUGUUGAUUUCGUCGAAGGCAUUGAGGAUAACUGGGAUAGAUGAUCGAAGAUACUGGAAUUAUCUUCCGACUGAGGAAUCCAGAUUUCACACAAUUGCGUACCUUAAAAAAAAUUGGUGGGUUGAAAUACUUGGAGAGUUGGAGUUCGAAUUUCCACCUGGCAAGUACAGCCUAUUCUUCCGGCUUCAGCUAGGCAAAGCCUCGAAACGAUUUGCUCGAAGGGUCUGUAACCUUGAUCAAGUACAUGGGUGGGACAUCAAACCUGUCCGGUUUCAGCUAUCUACAAUAUCGAACGGUACUGGUGAUCAGCAUGCAGUAGUACUUUCUCAUGGAUGUUACCUGCGGGAAACAGGCAAAUGGAUCCAUUACCAAGUGGGUGACUUUGUCGUUGAUCAUGAUGAUCAGAACCGUAACACGCCCACGAAGAUCAAGUUUUCGAUGGACCAGAUUGACUGUACACACACCAAAGGUGGUCUAUGCGUAGACUCCGUGUUCAUAUGUCCGACUGAGUUCGGAGAAAGAUUGAAAUGAUUUUAAUUAGGAGCGCUUUCAGCUAACUUCAGUUGCAGCUAGCUGGAAACGAUAAAUUAAAGAGAAAUGUAAUUGAAGUAGUAGCUAGCUGAUCAAUUCUUUAUACCAUUUCUUUUUUCUUAAUUUCAAAUUAUAAUUUGCAUUUGAAUUAGCAAAGUAGAGGACGUACAGGAUCAGUGGGUGCCUGCUUAUCAUGUUUUCUGUUCUAUAUAAAACAUUGAUGAGUGUGGUGGUGAUCUUAAUAGUUGAUCAUCUCGAGUACUACUGCAUACACAUGAUGAAUCAAGAUUGUUGUAAAUUUGGUUUCUUUAGUUCAUGAUCACGAAAUGGGUACUCAUGAUGUUCUUCGAGUACGCCUCUUUCUCAUCAUGAUUUGUAUUUUGUUAUCUCAGUUAAUUCUAUUUUGCACAGAUUAAAACGUA
Juglans regia (Persian walnut) is the source of this 1499-nucleotide messenger RNA. RefSeq names its product F-box protein PP2-A11-like. Gene Ontology annotation, molecular function: protein binding. The transcript is spliced from 3 exons. NCBI's taxonomy places the organism in Eukaryota, Viridiplantae, Streptophyta, Magnoliopsida, Fagales, Juglandaceae. The coding region runs from base 178 to 1077 and encodes 299 amino acids. The record is from RefSeq and is a predicted model, not a curated record.